Rotaria sordida is the source of this 1377-nucleotide messenger RNA. Lineage: Eukaryota; Metazoa; Rotifera; Eurotatoria; Philodinida; Philodinidae. The record is from the annotation of a GenBank genome assembly.
AUGAAUCCGUCAUCAUCAUCGAUGGCGCCAGUAUUAGCUGAUUAUCAUAAAAAAACAGCAAAUUUACGUUCAAAAAUAUUAAAAAGUGAAGAAGAACGUAUUCAACUUGAACAAAAAUUACAUUCAUUAUCAAAUAUUGAUACACGUUUAAAAAAACAACAACAAAUUGAAUAUAUUCAAUCAUAUUUUACAAAACUUAAUGAAGAAUCUCAACGAGCUACACAACGUAAUUUAAAUUUAUUAAAUGAUUUAACACAAGCUGAACAUAAUUUAAAUCAAUUACGUAUUGAUACUGAACAAUUAAUACGUUUAAAACAUGAUUAUUUACAAUAUUUAGAAUCAAGUCAUUCUAAUCAACAAAAAAUUGAUGGAAAUUUUCGAUAUAAUACAUCAACUAUUCAUCAGUCCGAUAAUAAUAAUAAUAAUAAUAAUUCUUCUUUAUUAUAUAAAAAUUAUGAAGAUCAAUUAAAAAUUAAUUUAGAUCGUACAACAAAUUCUGAAAUAAAAGAUGAUCAAUCAAUAUCUGAUACAACAUCAAAUACAUUUUCACGUUCAAAACGUUCAGGUUCAUUACGUAUGGAAUUACAUCGUUCAGGUCUUUAUUUUUUAUUUGAUUAUAUUGAAAAAGAAUUAAAUCAUAUAAUUGAUAAAAAAAAAUUCUAUCGUCAUGAUCCACCAACAAUAACACAAACACGUACAAUAAUUGAUAUAGCUAAUGAACAACAACAAUAUGGAUUAAAAGAUCUUGAUCCAACAACAACAUCUAUGGUUAUAUUUGAUCAAUUACCAUCAAUAAUACGUCGUACAACAAUAAAGAAAUGUUUAUUAACAGAAGAUAUACUUUCAUUAAAUAUUAAAGAUUUAGAUAAAGAUAUUAUAACAAAAAUGUUACCUGAACAAGAUCGUUCAUUAUGGAUACGUUUAAUUGAUCAUUUUAUACGUUUAUUAAAAUUACAUAUAAUGAGUUCACAAACAUUAGCUAAUAAAUUUGCACCAACAUUAUUACCAAAUAAUUCUAUUUAUUUAUAUGAUAAAGCUAAAAGUCUUUUAAAACAUAUUGUUGAAAAAAUUGUUGGAAUACAACAAUCAAGUUCUGAUGAUGAUACAUUAACAGAUAAAAAACAAUCUAUACAACAACAUAUUAUUAAAACAAAUACACCACCAGCAACAACAACACCACGAUCAACAUCAUCAUGGUUAAAUAAAUUAACAUCUGGUCGUGGUAUUAUUGAUAAUGAUGAUGAUUUUGAUACAUCAUCAUCAUCAUCAUCAAUGAUGACAAAAUCAAAGAAAAGUAUUAAAUCAAUAACUUCAGCAUCAACAAUACCAAGAACAGAUGUUAAUCGAGAUGAUAGUGAUCUAGAAUUUUAUAGUUAA